GUGCGCGUGUGUCUGUUUGGAGAGAGGAGGAGGCUUGGAUGACAGGCGAGGGGUAGGGGGAAGAGUUCAGCCUGAGUCACAGUCUCAUUCACUGAUUUCUCGGCGGCUGCACCGGGGCCGCCUCCCCAAGCGGCUCCCAACUAUUCCCGUAGCUCCGCAGUCCCACCUCCUGCCGAGCCACUCUCAGCCAGGCUGGCGGACGGACAGACUCGCUAGUUGGCAUCUUCACUCCCGAGGGUGUUGCGAGCGCAGGCGGCGAGAACUGGGCGCCCCGGCGCGGCAAGGUGGGAUGCCGUGUAGACAGCGCUAAGUGCCCCCUCGCUGGGCGCGGGGCGCACCCGCUCCUGGCCGCGGGCCGAGCGGCGGCGUUGGAGGGGAUGAGCCCGGGACGCGCAAGGCGCCUGUCGCGAGCUACCGCCCGGAGGGGGACGCCAAGCAGGGCUCAUCGCAGGACCGCGUGGACCCCUGCCCCCCGCAGCACGCGGCUGCGGAGCCUCGGGGCCGCGUCUGUGGUCAGGAUGCACCGGGCGCCUCCCGGCUGGUGAGGAUGCCCUGCCGCGCGGCUCGGCUUCCCCAGCCCGGGUCCCAGGUGGGCACGACUGAGUGGGCCCGGCUUCGGCCCCUCGUGCCGGCGGAUGAAAAGCGCCGGAGCCCUUGGGUGCGAUCAGCGAUCGAAUCUGAAUUCUAAGCGCCAUGGACGAAGGCACUGGACUACAGCCCCCGGCGGGAGAGCAGCCGGAGGCCGGGGCCUCGGCAGGAGCUGUCCAGGAACGGUGCGAGCCGGAGACCUUGAGGUCUAGGAGUUUGCCGGUCCUGAGCAGCGCCCCCUGCCGGCCGCCCCUCAGCCCUGCGCGUGCAGACGCCGAGCCUGCCGCGGGCUGCGCGGAUCCUUUGGGCCACCAGGAGUCGAAGCAAGGCCCGAACCUGACGGCCUCCAGCCCCUCUGACCCGUCCCCGACGGCGGGGAUGGCGGGGCUCGUGGACUGUAACCACAGGGUGGACGUGAGCAAAACCGUCUCGCUGUCCUCCACGCUGGCCACGCUCCAGGAGAGAAGGUGCCUCCACGUGGUCCUCACGGAUUCCCGAUGCUUCCUGGUUUGCAUGUGCUUUCUGACCUUCAUCCAGGCGUUAAUGGUCUCGGGAUACCUGAGCAGCGUCAUCACCACCAUCGAAAGGCGCUACAGUCUGAAGAGUUCCGAGUCGGGGCUGCUGGUCAGCUGCUUUGACAUCGGGAACCUGGUGGUGGUGGUGUUCGUCAGCUACUUCGGCGGCCGGGGUCGGCGGCCCCUGUGGCUGGCGGUGGGCGGACUUUUCAUCGCCCUCGGGGCCGCGCUCUUCGCCUUACCUCACUUCAUCUCACCGCCCUACCAGAUCCAAGAGCUGAACGCCUCGGCCCCAAACGACGGCCUGUGUCAGAGCGGCAACUCCACGGCGGCUUUGGAGACCCCGGCCUGCCCGAAGGACUCGGGAGGAAACAGCCACUGGGUCUACGUGGCUUUAUUCAUUUGCGCGCAGAUCCUCAUUGGAAUGGGCUCCACACCUAUUUAUACCCUGGGACCAACCUACUUAGAUGACAAUGUCAAGAAGGAAAACGCAUCCUUGUACCUAGCCAUCAUGUAUGUCAUGGGAGCACUUGGCCCUGCUGUGGGAUAUUUAUUAGGUGGACUUCUUAUUGGUUUUUAUGUUGAUCCGAGAAAUCCUGUUCACCUUGACCAGAAUGACCCUCGUUUCAUUGGCAACUGGUGGAGUGGAUUCCUCCUUUGUGCCAUUGCAAUGUUUCUUGUGAUAUUCCCAAUGUUUACUUUUCCAAAAAAGCUUCCACCUCGACACAAGAAAAAAAAAAAGAAAAAAUUUUCUGUUGAUGCUGUUAGCGAUGAUGACGUUCUGAAGGAGAAGUCAAACAAUAGUGAACAAGCGGACAAAAAAGUUUCUUCUAUGGGAUUUGGAAAGGAUGUCAGAGACCUACCAAGAGCAGCUGUCAGGAUCUUAAGCAACAUGACAUUCCUUUUUGUGAGUUUGUCAUACACAGCUGAGAGUGCCAUUGUAACUGCUUUCAUUACCUUCAUUCCCAAGUUCAUCGAGUCACAGUUUGGUAUCCCAGCUUCCAAUGCCAGCAUCUACACUGGUGUUAUUAUUGUCCCCAGUGCUGGUGUUGGUAUUGUCCUGGGAGGCUACAUUAUAAAAAAAUUGAAACUUGGUGCCAGAGAAUCUGCAAAACUAGCCAUGAUCUGCAGUGGUGUGUCUUUACUGUGUUUUUCAACCCUAUUUAUUGUUGGAUGUGAAAGCAUUAAUCUAGGAGGCAUAAACAUCCCUUAUACAACAGGACCUUCCCUCACCAUGCCCCAUAGGAAUCUGACGGGAAGCUGCAAUGUCAAUUGUGGUUGUAAGAUACAUGAGUAUGAGCCAGUCUGUGGGUCCGAUGGAAUUACAUACUUUAACCCUUGUCUGGCUGGCUGCAUUAAUAGUGGUAACCUUAGCACUGGGAUACGGAAUUAUACAGAAUGCACCUGUGUCCAAAGCCGACAAGUGAUCACUCCACCCACGGUGGGACAGCGCAGUCAGCUCCGAGUGGUGAUUGUCAAAACGUAUCUCAACGAGAACGGCUAUGCUGUGUCCGGGAAGUGCAAACGGACCUGUAAUACCCUUAUCCCAUUCUUAGUUUUUCUUUUCAUAGUCACUUUCAUCACAGCAUGUGCCCAACCAUCAGCCAUCAUUGUAACACUCAGGUCUGUAGAAGAGGAAGAGAGACCUUUUGCGCUGGGAAUGCAGUUUGUUUUGUUGCGAACACUUGCAUACAUUCCUACUCCAAUUUACUUUGGAGCAGUCAUUGAUACCACCUGCAUGCUCUGGCAACAGGAAUGUGGAGUGCAGGGCUCUUGCUGGGAGUACAACGUGACGUCGUUUCGUUUUGUCUACUUCGGUUUGGCGGCCGGCCUCAAAUUCGUGGGCUUUAUUUUUAUCUUUCUGGCCUGGUACUCCAUAAAAUACAAGGAGGAUGAACUGCAGAGGCAGAGGUGGAGAGAAUUUCCCCUGAGCACUGUGAGUGAGAGAGUGGGCCGCCCCGACAACCCCCGGACUAGAUCUUGCCCCGCUUUCAGCACCCAGGGAGAAUUCCAGGAAGAGACUGGUCUGCAAAAAGGGACCACAGCACAGACCUACCCGGGGCCCUUCCCAGAAGCAAUAAGUUCCUCUGCAGACCCAGGGCCGGAAGAGAGCCCUGUUGCUAUGUAGCAGCCUUCCUGAAGCUUGAAGAUGGAAGAAUUUAGUUUUGUUGGUUGAGUUGAAUAUGGCGACUUGAGAAACAACCGUGCCUUCUUUUCUUUCUUUUUUUAAUCUCUGCAGACACAAUCCUCAAACCAACAGAACUCAGUAUACACAGCCACUAUUGAUUGAGGGCUGGAUACCUCAACAAGACUGAGAGCCUUCCACCCCGCCGCCCCAAGACGGAGGAGGUUAGAUAGAUUUGUUACCAUUUCCACUAUGUUAAUUUAAAGUUCAUGCUCCAGAGGUACAUGGUUAACAAAACCACGGGAAGGGGAAUGGUGGUGCAUAUCAUUAGUGUACACAGGUGAGCUUGACCAUGACUUUGCAUUUACAAAUCAACGUUUUUAGAUAUGAACACCUACUGUGAGUUCUGCUACAAAGCACAAAUGAAUUUGCUUCAACUAUGCAAUUUGAUUGGAAAAAUGUUAAGUGCAGCAUGUUACUUUUUGCUUUCACAGAUACGGUUUUGAAAAGAGGAAGCUAAACUUUCCCUACGGUACUGUUAAUAGCAUUUUAAGCCAUAGCAGAGUUCUAAAUCAGGUAGAAUUUUUCAGAUGCUUCAGAGGAACCAUAUGCAUAGCAAGAUAAAAGGAACAGCUACUUCAUUUCAGGAGACACGUUUCUCUCCUAGUCUGACUGCCCCGUCAUAAGGUAGUUAAAGAAGCUGCUGAAUCAUAAAUUUGAUGGCUUAAAUAUAAACUCCAGUAUUCUUUCAUAAGGAGCUUUAAAACUAGUGUGCUAAACAAUAUGACUAAACUGUAGUUCGAGAUGCAUCAUAAGGAAAGAAGCAGAUGGCUUUCUUAUCCAAGGAAAUUGCUGUUGAAAUUCCUUUAGUUCUUAAGGAUCCAUGAAGUCGUCGGGAAAAGUCCCUCCUGAGCAUUUUAGCUAUAUCUUGAAAGCAGUGGCAAAUCUGCAUUGUUUUCUUUUUUUCUGGAUGGAAAAUUGCUGUGGUUGCUCCUGAAAAUGAGUAAUGACAUCAGGAAAGCUGUACUUGGGGUAUAAGAAACACUUUGCAUACAGGAAGAGGGAGAUCUGUGAUCUGUGGGCCGAGAAUAUAAUCCUAAAUCAUGAUUGAAGAUUGUUUAAAAUAAACCAGUCUCUCAUAUUGAUUCCUGCUUUAUCAGAGUUAGAAUCAUUUUAUACCCACCCCCCACCUUGAUUCCCUCCUACUGUAACCUUCCAGUAGUGAUUCUGAGGGAGGAUUUUUCUGUUUUUAAAAUGCACUUUGGGUUCAUUAUCCAUCAUUCUGUUCAGCACCUCCCAGCACAUCACUUUGACUUAGGCCCCACACAGAAUGCUUUUGUAUGGUUCUUGAGAUUGAUGCCUCCUGACAGCACUCAUGGAUUGACGGUAAGUCAGCUCGUGGGAUCUGGCUGUGAGGGGCCGUAAGGUCCAAAUACAGAUAUGAUUGUGAACCGUUUCUGCCGAGGAGCCCGUGCUUAUGUAGGGCUAAUGUGGGAAACGGCUUCCUCUUCUGGUUCACACUCAUCCAACAGAACAAAUGUGAUUGACAGACCGUUUUGUGAUUUAGGCUUUUGCCCUCCAUCCUUGCUUGGGUGCACAACUGGAAUUCUGUGAAUAUUGCUGGAUACAGGGUUGUUUUCCUUCCUCCCUAGGAAGGAUGUUGGUCAACUAGAUCUCUUGGUUGCAUGCAAUUUGUGGAGAGGGUUAUCACUAUUAGACUGAAUAACGUCUACAACAGGUAGAACUAGUGGUCUCAGGUGACAAGGACUUCCCUUUGGCCCUUGGGCUUGGCUCUCGGGGAGGUGAGCAGUCUUGCUUAGCUAAGGCUGUAACUGCACUGGUAUCUGCUAGACUUUGGUCAGUGUGAUGAGUAUUGAAGGCUGUCAGAAAACCUUGCUGAUUAACCUGGUGUCUACUCUGGGGCCUCAGGGUUCCCCUUUACCCUUUACGGGAGAUCUUUGAUCUUUUGGAAGAGAAAGUGUCCUUUGGUGAAGGAGCUAAAGAUGUGUAGGCUGGAGAGGGCUGGUAUUUUCUUAAUUUUCAUCUGAUCAUUAGGAUACUGCAUUGACAGAAUUCUGGUAGGAUUGGCUUUUUUUUUGGUAUGAAUAGUUAAGAUGGUUAGACUCACCAGGGGUAAUUAGAGAGCCUCUCCCACGCCCUUUUCUACUUUGAACAGUCAUCCAUUUCAGCAACCGCUGGCCGAGCACCAGUUAUCUGUCAGGUGCCAUUUUACCUGAUUCCAAUCUGCCACUCCAUGAAAUCCUUUGGAACUCAAAGAAAUUGGUCUAAAAUGUGCACCACAAUGUUAAUAUUGUACUUCCUCAAGUAUAUGCUACUUUUAAAUAGCAGGCAUAUUAUUAAUGUGUUGUUGGUGAAUAUAGACUAAGUAGUAAAAAUUGUGAAAAAAUAAAGUUUUGGAAUAUGUGCCAAUAAGAGUUGUUUCCAAAAUACUUUGGGCUAUGGUAGCAUCAUGGAAUAUUUCAUAGCCAAGUAAAGUGACUAUUUUAGAUGAUACCAUUUCAUUGUAUAUAUAAGGCCUUAGAUGUUUACUAACAAAUAGGUCAUGUUGCUUUAUAGUCACAGCUCCUAUUAGAAGUUUUAAUUACUACCUUCCAUGAGAUUAGGCUUCAAAUUACUUGUUUUGGCAAAAGAUCAUCUUGUUCCUUUAUAAACUCUGUAAAUUAAUGUAUUAUUUGGCUUUAAUAUGCAAAUAUAAUAUCCUUGAGUUCAGUCUUGUUAAUUUAGAAACUCCCAGGGGGUGGGAUGGGUAGUUGAAACACAUGCUUUUGGUUAUUUUCAUUAGCAUGAAAUCCUUAUUCUUAAGUCUUUUAAGGUUUAAUUCUUAAAAAUAGUCAAAAGUUAUUCAGAGUCAAGGUGUAUUGGGGAUGAGGAGAAUGGAGGAGCAGAGAGGAAACAAAUUAGCAUUUAUUGAGUGUUGGCUAUUUGCAGAGCAUUUUGUCAAGCAGUUAAGCAUCAUUCAUGUCAGUCCUCUUAAUAACCUUGCAAAGAUUUUAUUCUUUUUUUUUUAAAACAGAUAUGAAACAAAGGCUCAGAGAGGUAAAGUAACUUGUUUAGAAUUGUACAGAAUGGCAAAGUCAGGAUUCAGAGAUAAGUUUCCCUGACUCCAUUAUUUGCUUCUUAUGCUACAUAAUGCAAACAGUAGUUUUUGAUUAACAAAGGUAACAUGUGACUAUAAAAUAGUGAGGUUAAAGCAUUUCAUUUUUUGAUGUAUUACUGUUUCUGAAGAGUAGAUAUUUUUUGUGUGUGUAAGCAGAAAAAGCUAUAGGAAACAUCAGUAGGAAACAUCAAGAUUUAAUGUUUAAUUAGAUUUUCAAGGCAAAUUUACAUUUCUUUGGCUAAGUGUUCUAUUAAAAAGUAUUUGUCAUAACAUACCUCAAAUAUUUAUUGAUAGUUCAUAUUUAAUGUAGAACAAAUUCAAUUUGGGUAUUAACAUCAAGUCUCAGCAGAGUUUCUGAAAUGAAAUAUUAUGGCAAAACAUAGUUCAGAUUUGUUGAAUCUGAGCUUUGGGGAUUUCAGGUGUAUUUUUCUUUCUUUGAGAAUAUUAACAUUUCCAUGAGGUUUUUUUUUUUUUUUUUUGUGAAUCUCAGUUUUAAGAUUCCUAAUAAGGAGUUUAAAUGAGCAUACAUAAAAUACACACCAAACCCCUGACCCCGAUUGUGACCUUUCGUAGCUGUGACAACAAACUGCAGCAUGCACUUGGAAAUGUCAGCCUUCAGAGAAGGGAGUAACCAGGUGUAGGGCCUAGUGCAGGUAAUGGCAGUCCUACAUUAUCACCAACCACUGAGAAAAUUCUUCACUCCACAAUUCCAGCUUGCAUUUUUUGGUGGACUUGGAGCCUGAAAGUUUCUUUUUGGACCUUGUUUUGUAGCAACCGUCUGUGUACCAAAGAGAAGCUUCAUAGUUUGGAUGAACUUGAAACAUCUGGGAAUUCUCCAGUGCACCCAGGAGCAGGAGGCAAGCCCAAGCCUAGGGUGGUAGCCAAUUAUGUCUCAUGAUUGUGUGUGUACUUAAAACAUCACAGACAGAACAGAAUUCGAACAUAACUAUUGAUAUAUAGGUGCAUACUGAUUAUUCUAAGUAGCAGAUAGAUACCAAAAUACUGUAUAAUCCCAUCAUUGCCUAGACUGCAGGUCUGCUAGUUCUCUGCUAUACAGACUCAUAGGUAGCCUUGACACGUAUUUGUGUUUCCUCUUCCAUAGUAAGGGCAUGCCAUUGGCUGGCAGGUGAAGUUAGUUGCCUUGUGCACUUUAUCUUUUCUGUCUUCUCUCUUCUUCCUCUUCCAGGAUGCUGCUGGCUGUAUCUGUCCCAGACUUCUUGUUGCAUUAGAAUCAGACCUGUGUAUGUUUGAAGAGGUUUUAUUUUAGGCACUUCAUUUUUACUCAGCCCUAGGAAGGGUUAAAUAAGACACUCACCCUCCUAGGUGUUUGCUUUUGCAACAAUAAAAAAAAAUGCCUUGGUGCUAAAAGUAUUUAAUGAUGCAUGUUCACCACUAAAGAGCGCCACUGAAUUUACAGUAUUUUACUAAUAAGGGGCUGCAUGUGCUUUGCGUUUGGAAAUCUGGAGAAUGUCCCAGAAAACAAGCACCCAUUACUCUCAUUUCAACAGUUAAUCCAUGAACUCUAUGCUGCAAAAAUGAAGAGUGUGAGGGGGAAUACUUUUCUAUGGAAAACUCAGCGCUUUUGAUAUUUAUUUAGCAAGAAUAAUCAGAUGCUAAAAAUAAUUUCAGAGAGAGGUAAAAAAAUUUCAGAUACUCUUUUCUUAUUUCUUCUCCAAAAAGCUUACACCCAUAUAAGGUGUUUUUUAACAUUGGGGUUUUGAAGGUGUUGUCUUUUUUGGUAUUCUACCAUUACAUGUUAAAAUUGAAGGAGACAAUAUUAUUGAAAAUGCAAGUAAUUGCAGGGACAUGGUAAACCAAAGGGGUGAACAAAAGAGGCAUAAAGUGUGUAUCUAGAAAUGAAAAAUAAGAAUAAUUGGUAAGACUAGUACCAUUGGUAAUUGGUAAUUAAUAAUUGCUAAGACUAGUACCAAAUAGCGGGCAUUUUUCUUAAAAUACAUACCUCUACCAAAACCCCCAAAUGUUAAGUUAGAAGCACGAAGCAGGCAGAGCCUCCAACUCUUUUGUUUAAGGAAAUGUAAUACUGUGUCAAAUAAACUGGCAUUAGGAUCUUAGUGGAGUGUGUGUUUAGCGUGUGUGCAUUUUUGUGUGCAGAGGUGUGCUUGUGAUGAAAGGUUGUUUUUCGUUGUUGCAUAAAGAAGUUUGAUUUUGUGAUUUUUAAAAUGAAUAUUUAUUUGAAGACCUCUUAGGGUAAUUUAAAAGAUGUAUAACUUCCUUGUGUUUCAUGAAAUCUAUUGUCGAUGUACUGAUAAAUCUUGGUUUACAACAUCUUGAAUACUUGAUCAUUGAAAAUUAAGAAAAAAAUUUUAAAAAAUGAAUAAAGUGUGUUGGAUUGAAA
This is a messenger RNA of Lemur catta (Ring-tailed lemur), 8702 nucleotides long. RefSeq names its product solute carrier organic anion transporter family member 5A1 (gene SLCO5A1). Gene Ontology annotation, molecular function: protein binding. The transcript has 10 exons. The record is from RefSeq and is a predicted model, not a curated record. Lineage: Eukaryota; Metazoa; Chordata; Mammalia; Primates; Lemuridae. Gene Ontology annotation, biological process: sodium-independent organic anion transport; transmembrane transport. Gene Ontology annotation, cellular component: membrane. Bases 694 to 3231 code for a protein of 845 amino acids.